This is a messenger RNA of Lolium perenne, 946 nucleotides long. RefSeq names its product germin-like protein 2-4. Gene Ontology annotation, molecular function: manganese ion binding. NCBI's taxonomy places the organism in Eukaryota, Viridiplantae, Streptophyta, Magnoliopsida, Poales, Poaceae. The record is from RefSeq and is a predicted model, not a curated record.
CAGUUGCAUUCCUCCCCAGCCAUCACUGCCGGCAGUUGCAUGUCCGCAAACCAAAGAGGAACCAGUCAACAAUUGAGCUGCCGAGCUGAUCAGUCAUUAGACGCGAGGAACCUGCAGGAAUGGCGCGCCACCAUGCUCUCCUCCUCCUCGCCGUGCUGCUCCCUGCAGCGGCCAUGGCCGACCCGGACGCGCUGCAGGACUUCUGCGUGCCGGACGCCGGGCACGGGCGCCCGGUGGAGCUCGCUCUGCUCCGCACCUACCCGUGCAGGAACCCCGCCAACCUCACGGCGGGCGACUUCGCCUUCUCGGGCGUGCGCGUCGCGGGCAACUUCUCCGCCGCUACAGGCUUCGCUGGGGUAUCAGUCACGCCGGCGCAGUUCCCGGGGCUCAACACCCUGGGCAUGUCCUUCGCGCGCGCCGACCUGUCCGCGGCCGGCGGCGUCAACCCGCCGCACUACCACCCGCGCGCCACCGAGACGGCGCUCGUCCUCGCCGGCCGCGUCUACGCCGGCUUCGUCGACACCGGCGGCCGCCUCUUCGCCAAGGUGCUCGACAAGGGGGACGUCAUGGUCUUCCCCCGAGGCAUGGUGCACUUCCAGCUCAACGUCGGCGACGCGCCGGCCACCGUCUACGGGACCUUCAACAGCGAGAACCCUGGCAUCGUGCGCAUCCCCGCGACCGUCUUCGGCUCCGGGAUCAGGGACGCCGUCCUCGAGAGGUCCUUCGGGCUCAGCCCGGCCGAGCUCCGCCGGAUCGAGAGCAAGUUCGGACCGCCCAAGAAAACAGAGAUGGAGGACUAGUUUAUUGGAUUAUUUGCUUCCUUGGCUCAUCGGGCGUGGGCGUAUGUGCAUGAUUACUUACAGGUAGACUAUUGUCAGUGAGAGUAUGGGUAUACUAUUUGUUUUCAUUUUUUUAUUAACGUGCAUCUUAUUGCGGUGGUUGCUAA